GGGAAGAAACCGAGAGCCAGCAAUGGAUGCUCUUCUCCGAGCUCGAUUGUUACACCUUGCUCUCCUCAUCUCUCUUUUUCUAUCAGUUCUUUCACAGGCUUCUUCUCAGGAACUUCAGAUCGUCAAUGCCGAACGCAGAAUUGACUUGACUUCUCACAUUAUCAAGGUUUAUUUGACAUUGAAGGUUGAGAAUGUUGGGGAAUCGCCUGUUUCAGAAGUAAAUCUUGCUUUUUCACCUUCCGAAGUUGAACAUCUAGCAAUUGUUAAAGCAGCUGCUACUACUGGAAAAAAGAAGAAGAAAACUUAUGUUCCUCUUGGUGUGAAAUCUACUGAGCAACCUGCUGGACCAAAUGGAACUAAAUAUUUCACUAUAAUAUUGUUAAAUCCACUAGGUAAAGGUGAAACUGCAACGCUAGAAGUGCUUUACAUAUUGACACGUUCCCUGGAACCUUUCCCCGUAGAAAUAAGUCAAUCAGAGUCACAGUUGGUCUAUUUCCGUGAUAGUGCUAUUUUGUUGUCUCCUUAUCAUGUCAAGCAACAAACAACCUUUAUUAAGACACCAAGCACUCGGGUGGAAUCAUUCACAGUGGUGGAGCCUACUAAACGUGCCAGUACAGAGAUCAAAUAUGGACCAUAUGAGAAUCAACCGCCAUAUUCAUAUGCUCCUAUACUUGUUCAUUUUGAAAAUAACAAUCCAUUUGCUGUUGUUGAGGAGCUAGAACGUGAAAUUGAAAUAUCUCACUGGGGCAACCUCCAGGUUACAGAGCGAUAUAGCCUGGUUCAUGCAGGGGCCCGACAUAAAGGUGUUUUUUCAAGGGUUGAUUAUCAAACUAAACCAGGUAAUACUGGGGUGUCUUCAUUCAAACAUCUGCUUGCACGACUACCUCCAAGAGUUCAUUCGGUAUACUAUCGGGAUGGAAUUGGGAAUAUUUCAUCUUCACGUUUACGUACAGAUUUUUUUAAGUCAGAACUAUUAAUUGAGCCUCGUUAUCCUCUAUUUGGAGGCUGGAAGUCUACCUUUGUCAUUGGUUAUGGGGUACCAUUGGAGGAUUUCCUUUUUGAGUCUCCAGAUGGUGGCCGAUACCUCAACUUCACUUUUGGUUGUCCUCUUGCUGAUACAGUUGUUGACAAGUUGCUUGUCAAGGUUGUGCUACCAGAGGGAUCCAAAGAUCCCAAAGCUGUCAUCUCAUUUCCCGUGGAGCAACAUCUAGAGAUCAAGCAUUCAUACCUUGACGUUGUUGGCAGGACUGUGGUGGUUUUAGAAAAAAGAAAUGUAGUGCCUGAGCAUAACAUUCCUUUCCAGGUCCACUACAAUUUUAACCCUAUCUUCAUGCUUGCUGAGCCAUUAAUGCUGGUGUCUGCAUUUUUCUUCUUUUUCGUGGCUGCUGUGUCAUACCUUCACCUGGAUUUUUCUAUACGCAAGUGAUGUCAGAAAGCGACUGUGCAAGAUCCGAAGUUGCUGGGAAAUGGGAAUCCUUUGAUGUAAGAUGAUAAGGUCAAACAACUUUUUUGUAGAAAUUAUACUUAAAUAUACGGCAGCAUUAAAUUUUUAUAAUAUUUAAGUUAGAGAAUAUCAGGAAUUCAGGAUUGUCUGCUUUUUAUUUUACAAUGGUUGUGUCAAAGCCGGUGAGUGGUGAGCUUCGCAGCCGAUGAGAAGCAAAUUUUGGUGAGGGCGUUUUAUGCAGUUUCCAUA
Molecule: messenger RNA, 1693 nt
Organism: Neltuma alba
Lineage: Eukaryota; Viridiplantae; Streptophyta; Magnoliopsida; Fabales; Fabaceae
Product: dolichyl-diphosphooligosaccharide--protein glycosyltransferase subunit 1B
Exons: 9
Coding region: 23-1426 (467 amino acids)
Cellular component (GO): membrane; oligosaccharyltransferase complex
Source: RefSeq, a predicted model, not a curated record